CCCCAGUAUGUGCCGUAUCAGGAGCCAAAUAUAUGACUGAAGAUGGAUGGUUGGAUUUACGAAAUCCUCUAGAUUCAGACGUCCCAUUUAGACUGUUAAAAGAGGAAGGCCGAGCUUUUUUACAAUGGUCUGGAUAUGGGGAACUACGCAACAAGUUGGCAGGUAGAUUAGUUAUGGUUCACCUUAUGUGUAGAGAAGCAGCCACAGAAGAAGAGUCCACGGAAUUUCCCAGAAUUCAAAUGUUGUUUUCGCCAUGCGUGGCCUUUAGAGUCGUUGGAUCUCCGACUAAACAACUCAUCAGCAAUGUAAGCGAAGUUGCCUUUGUGCAAGACCCAAAUUUAGUAAAAGAAACUACUACCAACAGUACACUCAGUGUUACAGAAUACGUAGCUAUCGGAAUUUGUUCCAUUCUUCUUGGCCUUAUCUAUGUAGCUUCUGUCUUCCUAUAUCUCCACCUCCGAAAGAAAAAGACAAACUCGAGAAGUAGCCGAAGAAGUAGUAGAAGCAUCAGGGACAUUGAAGAAGGAAUAGUGAAAAGUAAUCCAUUAUUAUCUAUAUCAAGCCACUUUUUACCAGGAGAAACUGGCUACAGUGAUACGAAUAGUUCUGACAACGAAGCUGCACCUGACAUUAUCAAACAUCAUGAAGAUCGCAAAAAACAAACUACUUCAGCUCUUGUUCAUUCUCAGAAACUGUACAACUACAAUACACGUCUUUCAUCAUUCUCUUCAUUUGACAACUACCAUCAAGAUUCAAAUACCAACGAAAGAUUGCCUGAAGAAAAUGUAUCCAUUGUUGAAACAUUAGAAAUCAGAGAAGAAAGACCUGAAAAUAUUAGAUCUCUCACAGGAAUUACUAGAAAGAAACUCUACUUUAAUCCCGCUUAUUUUGAACCACAAUUAUUGUUGGAACCGCCACCAGCUGCUUUAGAAUUUCUAAUCAAAAUUCGUGAAGUUAUCGCUAUAGCCAAACAAAAAUUAUCUUCGAAAAGAUUCAGUCCUAGCCUUCUUAAUAUUCCUGAAGAAGAAACUCAAUACCCCAUCGAUUCUUUGUAUGGACUAGCAGAUCCGUCGAUAAGCAGACGUAGCAGCAUCAUAAGCCUCAAGCGUGAGAACAGCAGAAGAAAAACUUGCACAGGCUGUCCAGGAUGUGAACCACAAGAGUUUAAUGGUAUAACAGGAAAAUUGCCAGAGUUUCCAGCAUUAGUAGCCUGCCAUAAUUGCACCCUUACGUCUAAUGAGAGUAAGCAGAGAAUAAGAAAAUGGUUGGAAGAUGUACCAGUUAAUAAAGGUCCAGGCGAUCUUACUCAGGCUUCGACAAAAUCAAAUAACUGUCCUAAAACUGUCAGAUCUCCAACAAAAUCGCUUCUGGCUUCAUUAGAAUCUCAAAAUGUUAAACGUCCACUCAGUGUGAGAAUAAGAAAACCAUUUGAACAACCACCACCACCCCCUUCCACCAAGAGCGAAGAAGAAAACUACUAUUAUUCGAUUCCUUUAGACGAUAAGAAAGACUCGAUUCAUUCGGUUAUGAAACUCCCUCCUCCUGAUAUGAUACAACAGGCUAUGGAGUUCGAUAGAACGGAAGAAAAAGUGGCAACGUUGACUAAGGAGCAAAUGAAUGCUGUUAUUUAUGAAUUUACGAAACAUAAAAGCUUGUUGGAGAAGAGCCAAGUAGUCGAGUAUGAAACUGAUAGUUUAGAGCGGAAUCAUCAUCAAAAAGGUUAUUCUACUCCAUCAGAAUACGCGGAAGUUUCAUCCUCACAGCCAAGCCCCAGUCUAAGCUCUGUUCUGCCAGAUCAAGAAGAAAUGACAAUGCGAAAUGCCAUAUUUAAUACCAAAACGGGCAAUAUGACUAUCUCGAAAAUUAAUAUGGAGGCUCUUCAAGAAGAUGAUCACGAUUAUGAGUUAAUAGUAAUGAAAAAGGGUUCAAUGAUCAAUGAAACGUACAAUUUAUCGGAACUAAUCCAAAAAACUAAAGGUUACAGCUUGGUUAGUGAAGUAUACGUCAACAAUGGUUACAACUAUGGGAGUACACCAUCUACCCCUACCAACUCACGACAUUCAACCCUAGACAUGAAACAAUUAAAGGUUAAGUAUGAAGGUACCUCAGAAAAACCAGGAAAACUACUUAUAGAAGUAGAAGACUGCAUGGACCAUUACAUUCCAGUGAACGAUUCUGAUGAAUAUGAACAAGAUACUUUAGAUAGAAAAACAAAUAGGAGUUCCAAAAGAUCUGCUCCUCCAAAUAAUUACGUUGAUUCUUUGGAGAGACCUUCCCAAAUCCUUCUAACAACUACUGGCAGUUUUCGUAGCUCUGAAUCGUUAAAUGCAUCUCAAGAUUUUGGCGAAUCUGGUAAUUUUAACAGAGUUUUUGGCAGCUUGAGGGAGAUUUAUGAGGCGAAGACAAGGAGUAGCAGUUUUUCAAAGAGAGACGGAAAAGAACCUUUUAUACUAAUAAGUGACGAUGAUAAAGGAAGGAUUCUAACCCUGGAAGAGAGGCAUUCAAAGAGGCAGCGAGCUAAGGAGAAUGCAGUACAACCGGAUGUUAUUCCUCCCCCUCCUCUUGAUACUAAUACACUUUAUGAAAAUGCUAGGCAUCAAAGACAGUUGGAUACCGCAUUUGGCCAUUCGUCUCUAUCAUCAAAAAACUCCAAAUGCAGGAGCACCAGCAGGGAAUUCAAAUCAAAUGCAACACCUAAUACUACUGGUGCUCCUGAUUCUCGUACAGACGAAUACAAACUCUGCCUUCUCCAGAAAUCUAAGAAAAACGGCAACAUAACCAAUUUAAUACAGACGGAAGACUUUAUCCUCAAAAAAGGCUGCAACGAUCAAUUUAUAUUCCACUCCGUUGUUGAUACUCAUAUGAGAGACAAAGACAAACUCUCAUGGCAAAAUACCCUGCGACCAGAGGACUCUGGCUACCUCAGUUCCGACUCGAAUGAAUCACGAUUUCACAAAGUCAAGUUGACUAUGUUGGAACCGGUGGGGGUUGGCAGUGAAACAGACGAAAGCUUGGGGGACGGGCAUAGCGAGUCAGGCGCAGAAAGUGUUGAAACCCAUUCGGUUUUCUUCGGUAGGUUUAACAGAAACUCCGCUGGGUUUAAUGGAUACGGUUCUAUGGAUAGUGGCGUAAUUGGUGGGGAGGAGGGAGUUUCUAGUAGUGACUCUGAGACUGUCAGCUACACGACUGUUAUUCCUGUUGUGGCUGAACCAUCGUGAGUCAACUGUUGUAGCUGAACCAUCGUGAGUCAACUGUUGUACUCUUUUCGUUUAAAGAAAACCUAUCGUGUUUUGAUUUUCAGGGUUUUGAAUCGUAAUGCUUAAUAAGUAAUAUCUUUGACUACUAUUUCGAAUUUUAUUAUGUUGACUUUAGAGUCAAUUUUCAGGUUAUUUUUUUUUUGUAAUAUACGUAUGAUCAACGAUAUGCGAAGGAGGCAUUUCCUGAUAUAUUUUAGUUUAAAAUUGUAAAAACUUAAGAAUAUCAUAAUUUAGAUAGACAUUAGUUAGUUCUAUUAGGUAAACAAUAAGUAAUAAAUAAGAAGCUCACAUAUAGAGGACAGUCGUGUAAUAUGGGGAACUUUUUUUUAAAUAAUGGAAAAGUUAACUCUGAUUUAGUCAGUAUAUUACAUUUCUUUACUUUGCCUCUAAACUUUUUCAAUUACCUUUUUCAAAAAAAACUUGUAUUAAUUUAUUCCAAAUUGUAUCCAAUACGGUCCUGUCUAACUUAAAUAUUAUGUAGAACUUUCGUCGAAAAAUGCAGUUGUAAGAACCAUUCACAAAACUGAACUAUGCGGGAGAAAUCUUCAAGUUGUAGUGCUUAAACAGGUUGAACAUAAAAGGGA
Messenger RNA from Psylliodes chrysocephalus, 3841 nucleotides. Lineage: Eukaryota; Metazoa; Arthropoda; Insecta; Coleoptera; Chrysomelidae. The record is from the annotation of a GenBank genome assembly.